Molecule: messenger RNA, 5070 nt
Organism: Synchiropus splendidus (mandarinfish)
Lineage: Eukaryota; Metazoa; Chordata; Actinopteri; Syngnathiformes; Callionymidae
Gene: kcnj14
Product: potassium inwardly rectifying channel subfamily J member 14
Exons: 5
Coding region: 1906-3426 (506 amino acids)
Biological process (GO): potassium ion import across plasma membrane; regulation of monoatomic ion transmembrane transport
Cellular component (GO): plasma membrane
Molecular function (GO): inward rectifier potassium channel activity
Source: RefSeq, a predicted model, not a curated record
UUGACACCGGCAUCGGCAGUCGCGCUUUUCACUCUAACAAACCUUUUAGUUGACAAAGUGCUUGUUUGUUUUUCUUCUCGAUAUCGUUUAACUGUCUCAAAGUGGAGGAACCGUGGUGAUGAGAGGAGAACGAGCAGCAUCUGGCUCCUGGAUUAUGUUUUACUACAGCACUGACUGUGGCCACUUCCCUUUCCCUUUGUACUGGACCAGUUAAAAAGAUGUGAUGAAUGAAGACCACUGAAACAAUGUACAUGCCAAACUAGUAACAAGUGUUGGGUCAAGACAAUUGUCGCGCUGAUGGACAAAGACGAGUCAAAUAAAUAAAUUGGAAUAUGGAGAAGACUUUGGAUAUGCCUCUCUCCUUAUAUGUUGGAAGGACGUAUCAACAGCGACGAUGAACCCACAUGAUACGUCUCACUUCAGGAGGGAUCUUUUGACUCAUUUUCAUUUACUGUAGUCAACUUUGUCAUUGUUGAUUUAAAAAAAAGGUAAAUGAACUCGGUAUCAAAUCAGCUUCAACUUAGUUCUUGAAGUGUUGAUGAAAGAAGAAAAAGUGCUGCUGUAGUUAUGACUGCAGGCUGUAUGCCAGGUGAAAAGCAAACACAUGCACUGAGUUUAUAUAUUUCUGUCCUGUCAUGAUUUGGAUUUAAACUAUUUUGUAAUAAUGUAUUUCUGUAUUCUUUUUUAGUUCACAUCAGUACUAUGUCUUGCCACUAGAGCAUAUGUUUGGAGAGUCUCGUGCUUGGUAAUUCCAGAAAGAUGCACAUUCAUGCCGGACGCGUUGCUUCCCAUCCCUCCAACUUCAACAACUUUGUCUAUCAAGCUGACCAGAAAAAGAAUUCGAGGUUUUGCAGGUGAUCUGUACACUGACCUUUUUAAGAUUAUAUAUUACAUCACAAUCUUGGUUUUACCAAACAAAAACAAAUGUAUAGUCCCCAUUUCUUUCCCUCUAACUUGCUCAGGUGUAAGUGAACUAGCAACCUUUGAGGUAUGUUGGCUUUGCUAGAUAGGAUCUAUUGGAAGCGUUCAGUGUUUUGCUUCUGAAGAAUUGUUGCAGAAGUUUUCUAGUGAAUGAAAUAGAUAUAACAAUGACUGUCAAGCACUUAUUCAUACUAUCUAAUACAGAAUAUGAAACUGUCAAAGCGGUGACGUGAUUGGACCACAGUUCUUUGCAGAGACGAACACAAUUUAUGUGUUUUGGUUCAAUAGUUUCUAUUUAACUAACUACCUUUGUCUUUUCUUCUUCAUGCCAAAACCAAGGUUAUUUUCUGGAUGAACUUUGUAAGAAUUUGCAUGCUUUUUCUCUUUCUCCUUAUCAGCAGCAUGUUCAUGUUUUCAUUGUUUGACCGAAAUUGUUGUCUGUAUAAUCUGUGUAGUAUAUCUACUGUCUUGUAUUUAACUGUCUAGUGUUUCAUCCCUAACCAUCAUCCUCUGUUGUUGAGUUUAUGCCACUGUUUUGAGGUGUAUCCUGCCUGCAUGUGUUGUUUCUAUUCAUAGGAACCAUAGUGGCCCUGCUAUUGAAGGUAAUCUUUCAGAGUGAGAGCCUAAGCUGACUACAGUUUUAGCGCAACAUGCUUUGCUGAAGUUUCCAUCGAAGGAAAUUGAAUGUAAAUCAACAUGUGUGCUGCCAACGGUUGCUGCUGACAACACAUUGCAGAAUAGACUGUUUUCAAGACUGAAGGACUAUUCUGGGACAUCUGAUGGACCAGUUGCAUGAAACAAAAGUGUCACCUGGUUAUCAUGUGGACCUAAAUCAAAGUGUCAGUGAGGAAUGAGACUCUGGUUCACAUCUAACACAUUGUCAUCCCAGUAACACGCUUCUAACUCAAUGGAUUCGUAAUUGUUUCACAAAGCACAUGGACUGAGUUUUUUUCCCCAAAAGUAGCAGGAAGCUUGCAGUAAACUAUGGGGGCUGCGCGUGUCAAAAGGCGCUUCAGUGCUGUGGUGGAUGGGCCAGUGGAGGAGGAGGAGGUCAUGAGGCUGGCUCAGAGUGCUGCAGAUACAGCCAAGACAGGAGGAAGCCCAACAGGGUCAGGUACUCCGACCAGUCCCUCUCCAACCCACGCCCUGAAUGGCAAAGCUCUGCAUUUUCAGAGCAACAGUCACAAUGCACGGAGGCAGAGUGCCACUGGAGAGUCAGUCCAUGGAGAUACAUGGGAAGAGAGAGCAGAAAUGUGUUCCGGCCUAAGGAGCGGAAAAGGAGGUAGUGUAGGGGGAAGAGGAGAUGGUAGGUCAUCAUCAGACCGGAAUUCACUCUCCUCCCCCUCCACUAUGAGCCAUCGGCGCAACCGGUGCUCAAGCCGUCGGCCCCGUCAGCGCUUUGUGGGCAAGGACGGACACUGCAACGUCACUUUUGUCAACAUGAGCGAGAGGGGCCAGCGGUACCUCAUUGACCUCUUCACUACUUGUGUAGACAUCCGCUGGCGCUGGAUGCUGGUCAUCUUUACCCUCUCCUUUCUUCUCUCCUGGCUGAUCUUUGGGUUUGCCUUUUGGCUUAUUGCCUCUGCGCAUGGGGACCUCUAUAUACAGCUCUCCCCCAGUUCAGGACCCUCUGGAGAGGGCAGGUCUGUGGCAGAGAUGGAUAAAGUGGCAGUGGUCGAGGAGCCGUGCUUCCUCCAGGUCAACAGUUUCAUGGCAGCCUUUCUUCUCUCCUUGGAAACACAAACAUCUAUCGGUUACGGAUUCAGGAGUGUAACUGAAGAGUGUCCCUUGGCGGUGGCGGCGGUCGUUUUGCAGUGCAUUGUGGGCUGCAUUAUUGACGCCUUCAUCAUCGGGGCAGUGAUGGCGAAGAUUGCCAAGCCCAAGAAGCGCAACGAGACACUUGUGUUCUCUGAAACUGCCGUGGUUGCAUUAAGAGAUGGAAAACUCUGUAUGAUGUGGAGGGUUGGAAACCUACGCAAGAGUCACCUGGUAGAAGCACAUGUCCGGGCUCAGCUGUUGAAGCCAAGAGUCACUUCAGAGGGAGAGUUUCUACCACUGGAUAACGUGGACAUCAAUGUUGGAUUUGAUACUGGCACUGACCGCAUCUUCCUAGUCUCACCAGUGACAAUUGUCCACGAGAUCAAUGACGAGUCUCCGUUCUAUGAAAUGGACCGUAAGACUCUGGAAAGUGACUCUGAAUUGGAGGUCGUAGUCAUACUAGAGGGCAUGGUGGAAGCCACAGCCAUGACCACACAGUGUCGUAGCUCUUAUCUGGCAUCGGAAAUCCUGUGGGGACAUCGUUUUGAACCUGUUCUCUUUGAGAGGAAGGAGUGCUACCAGGUUGACUACUCAUUCUUCCAUCGAACAUAUGAGAUUCCAGACACACCCUCAUGUAGCGCUAAAGAACUGAUGGAGCAGAAGUACCUUCAGGACGCACGCUUGUCCUUCUGCUACGAGAAUGAAGUUGCAUUGCUCAAUAGGUCUCCAGAUAAGGAGCCCAAAUGACUUAUGGGAUCAGAUGUUGACUGAAGGAUCAGGGAAAAGUGUAGGAAGGACAGGAAGAGGUUGGGACAGAGGGGAGCCAUGGAAGGGAGCUUGUGUGGAGGUAAUAUACAGUAAACUCUGGCUGCGAAGGAAUGACUGAACUUUUCAGACUUGCAGGUAAGCUAUAAGUUAGUGUUGACUUUUACACUACGAUAGGCUUCAUGUGGAGUUGUCUGAUUGGCCCUGGCAAUCUUCAAAAGCUGUAAGCUUUCUUCUUAUCUACAACUGGCCCAUCAUCACCCAGCACAACCGCGUCAAAAGCCCGAAGGAGGUCCAACACCGCCACCAGGUGGUAAAAUACAGCGAUUACGUGCAACAAUUUGUCAUUGAUGUAAUUUUUUUUUAAUGGAUUGUUUUUAUUUUUUUACGGUGAGUAUGAAAGGUAAAUCACACAAUGUAAAGAUAUUAAAAUAUUAAGUCAUUUCAAAAUUAUUCAUAUGGUGACUUAGGCUUUGCAAGCACAAGAACUGAUUAAAUGUAAAAACAUAUGUCAACAUGCAGCACUCUAUGUUACAAGUAAUCACGCAUUUUUAUUUUUGUUUGAUUUUGUUUUGUUUUAGAUAUUAGGCACAUCAGUUGAUUAUGUAUUCCACUAGAAAACUGUUAGUGUCAUUGUUUUGGUUUGGUUUUGUUCUUUUCUGUAUUGAUAUCCUGAUCAGCAUUGAGAUUAAAUGUUUUGUAAUGCUGUCUGUAAUACAUACAUAUUGAACUCAUCACAGAUACUAUUUCAAUAUGCAAUGGCAUGACUUUUAUUGUGUCAUUCUGAUGACAAAUUGUGUGGUCACGAUACAAAACAAAGGCACCUCACUGACUCUAUAAAUAAACCAGAGAACACUUCAUCAUCCAUGCUAUUUUACUAGAAACUGAGUAGAAUGGAUGUAAUAUUUCUACAAAUGUUAACAUUGAUCUUUGCAUCAAAGUGACCAUUCUAUAUUUUGAUGCAAUCAUGACAUGUUCUCUGUAUAAACUUAUUUAAACUGUCCUCUGAAAAUGACAAUGAAUUUGGUUUCUUCUGAUUAGAAAUUUGUUUUUGCCAUUUUUUUCAUGGGCACAUUGAGUUCCAUUAUUUCAUAAUAAUGUCUGAUCCCAGUUUAACAUGCUCAGAUUAUUUUUUACUCAACAUUUGAUCAGUUCAUUUUUCCAAGAUAAUAUACAGUAAGAUUACCUCAACUUGUUAAACUAUCAAGCUAAUAUUUCAAUCUACUAAUCAGUGUUGUGAAAGUUUCCUGCUCUUGUAGGUGGUAUAAAUUAGAAUCUUUAUCAGCAGUAAACAUAUCAAUUGUUGGUGUCUUCCUAUACACUGCUCUUUUAUGACCUAUGCUCUAUUUAUAGGAAGAGUGGUGGGUCACUGCUUGCUUGAAAUGUAACUUGAACCAUCGGUUUGAUUUUCAAGCAGUUUUCCAAACUGCUCUGCAGCAAUGUCAGUGUCAAAAUGCGAAUGGCUGUUUAACCAUCAUCAUUGCGUCACUGACACAACGACAAAACUGUGUUGCUAAAAUCAGUUUAGUUUAAAUACUAAGCUGCACAGUUUAACAAAAUACUGUGGUCAUGAUGAGUACACAUUAAUUAUAUAUUGCAACAUGAAGAUUUAUGCAUCUCUUUCGU